AUUUUUCGUAAAAGUUCUUUUCAGCUGAAAAACUCCGGAAACUGCGUCAGUGAGACCUCGCGUCUGGAUGCUGCGCAUGCGCAGAGAGAACAGCGGAAGUAAACAAGCAGUAUGCUCCCGCGUGCAGCGUUGGAUCUUACGCUUCAUCCUGCUGCCAUGAUACCACAGAAGAAGAAGAGGAGGAGGUCAGAGGUGGAGGCGUGUCCUCUACCUGUAGACAUCAACACACCUGAGAGAGCAGAGGAGAAGAAGAAGAAGAAGGAGCAGAGCGAAGAGGAGCACCUUCAUUCUGCUGCCAUGACACCACAGAAGAAGAAGAAGAGGAGGAGGUCAGAGGUGGAGGCGUGUCCUCUACCUGUGGACAUCGACACACCUGAGAGAGCAGAGGAGAAGAAGAAGAAGAAGAAGAAGAAGAAGAAGAAGAAGCAGCAGAGCGAGGAGGAGGAGGCUGGUGCUCCUGCUGCAGAGGAGAGGAGCAGCCAGACGGAGAAGAUAAAGGAGGAGCAGAAGGAGAAGACCAUAGAGACACAGAAGAAGAAGAAAAAGAAAAAGAAGAAGCAGCAGCAGAGUGAGGAGGAGGAGGAGGCCGGUCCUCCUGAGGAGACGGAGGAGGCCUGUCCUCCUGAGGAGACGGAGGAGACCGUAGAGAGCAGCCAGACAGAGAAGAAGAAGAAGAAGAAGAAGAAGAAGAAAAAGGAGCUGAGUGAGGAGAGCAUUGCCACGGCAACAACAGACCGUAACCACGGAGACACAGAGUCACAGAAGAAGAAGAAGAAGAAGAAGAAAGAUGGGAGCGUGGUGGAAGUGACGUCACAGGAAGGACAGGUAGCAGCAGCAGAAGAAGAAGAAGAGCAGCUGGAUGAGGUGCUGCUGGACGAGCUGCAGCAGUUUGUUCCAGAUGUGAAGAAGAAAUCAGCUGAUCAGAUCCGGAAACUGCUGAGAUACGACCUGCACCGCUUCAAGGACUUCAAACAGCAAGGCGUGGCGCUGCGCCGCGGCCGCUGCACUCGUCAUGAGAACCAGCGAAUCAAAGAGAACGUGGCGGACUUCCUGGCUCUGACGGGGAUCAGCUCAGCUAAUCAGCUGAUGUUUCCUCAGAGGUACAGAGAGUCGGAGGCCGAGAUCAGGAGGCUGAAAGCACAACAUCACUUCCUGGAGAGGAUCGCGGAGGGUGUUCCCAGGUCGUGUGAGACUGUUUACACGAGAGCGAAGAAGAUGUUUGACGACAGGAACCACAUGGGGAGGUUCUCGGAGGAUGAGCUUCGUUCUCUGACAAAGUUACAGAAUCUCCAUGGUAACAACUGGAGGACGAUCGCUCAGAAGAUGAACCGCAGCGUCUACGCUCUACAGAAACGAUACAGCACCAUCGCUGAAGGUCGGGGGGCGUGGCAUGCAGAUGAGACUUCCCGGUUGCAGCAGGCACUGAAGGCUCACCUGGAGGACCUGGUCCAGCAGAGUCCUGGUCCUGGUCUGACACGGGCCCAGCUCUGUAACAACCUGCCCUGGAAGGAGAUCAGCCAGCAGGUCGGGACCAGGUCCUGGGUCCAGUGCCGGAUCAAGUGGUUCUCCCUGCUGAAGCUCCGGUUCUCUUCAGGACCCUCCAGUCUCUCCAGAGGAGCUGAAGGCCUCCAGACUAAAAUCCACCUGAUCAACACGUUGUACAACAUGCGUGUGGACGACGUGGCAGACAUUGACUGGGACGAGGUCGCUCAGACUGUCAGAGUGACUCCAGUUUGUGUUCAGAAAUGUUUCCACCGACUGAAAGUCUCCAGAGUUCAUAACUGGAACAGCCUGAACUACGGAGAGAUCAUCGACUUCCUGUGGCAGAGGGUACUUCCUGUGCUGGAGGACCGACUGAGCACGCUCAGACAGCGUCAUCAGACGCAGGACAGCAGCGAGGACGGAGAGGACCGCUUCCUGCUGAGUGACAUCAUCAGCUCGCCGGACGAGGACGACUUCACGGAGCUGGACAACAGUCACAUGGCCUCCAGUGCUCUGAGACCUGUUUCCAUGGAAACUGUGUCCGAGGCGUGAGCCAAUCAGCGCUCAGACUGUAAACAGGAGUUAUUAAUGAGUUAUUGGUUGGAUGAACAGGCUGUGAUGUUUCAUGUUUGUAAUAAAACAUUUUCUUUAAUA
This is a messenger RNA of Centropristis striata (black sea bass), 2136 nucleotides long. RefSeq names its product transcription termination factor 1-like. The record is from RefSeq and is a predicted model, not a curated record. NCBI's taxonomy places the organism in Eukaryota, Metazoa, Chordata, Actinopteri, Perciformes, Serranidae. The coding region runs from base 112 to 2034 and encodes 640 amino acids. The transcript is spliced from 12 exons.